Molecule: messenger RNA, 1651 nt
Organism: Eupeodes corollae
Lineage: Eukaryota; Metazoa; Arthropoda; Insecta; Diptera; Syrphidae
Gene: rasp
Product: protein-cysteine N-palmitoyltransferase Rasp
Exons: 2
Coding region: 117-1457 (446 amino acids)
Biological process (GO): protein palmitoylation
Cellular component (GO): endoplasmic reticulum
Molecular function (GO): palmitoyltransferase activity
Source: RefSeq, a predicted model, not a curated record
UGUAAGAAGCUGUUUGUAAACAAAAAUUAACAUUCGAUAAACCAACAUUUAUUUCUGCUGAUUUUGAAUUGAAAAAGAACAAAAAUUAACUAUGUGAUUAAAAGCAGCACAGAAAAAUGUUGCUGCCCAAGUUCGAGACAUAUUUUUACCUCGGCAUUUAUCUGCUGUUUCUUGCCCACGGACUAUUUAAGCUCUAUAACAAAAAGGACCAAGUCUUAUCAAUUGCCAAUGUAGAAUUCCAACAAGGAUGGACAUGGAUUGACCGGCCGCAGGAUAACACCAACGAAGAAUUUGAAUACUUUAAGGACUUUCUGUGGAAAAAUGCACAUUGGUAUUUAAUUCAUCUGUUGGUUUGUGAAAGCUUUCGAUAUCUGAAACAAAGCAGACGGAGUAUUGCUCACGCUUGUGUGGGAAUCGCCUUUUUAGUUGCCACUUUUAAAAUUCAUUCAUUUCUAGUGAUAGUUAUUGAGCUCUUGUCCUUCUAUGCGGCUUCAAAUGUUAGAUCGAAGUCUUUUACAUGGGUUUUGGCAAUAAGCUGGAUGUGCGGGAUAAAUUUCAUCAAAAACAGCAACGAACUCUACGAGUUUCUUGGCUAUCGAGAAUAUUACGAAUUAAUAAUAUCCCUGGCUUGGUGUGUUCUCAAGUGUCUCAGUUUUACACUUGGCAAGAUCAAAGAUGAGCACAACAAAAUCUACAAUUUGAGUAACUUUAUUGGCUACACAGUGUACUUUCCGGCGUUUGUCCAUGGACCUUUCAUGAUCUUCGAUCGUUAUAUUGCUUUUGCAGAACAUCCCUCCCAAGGAAGCCGCUACAUGCUCCUCUUGAAGAGACUGAUCAGAGUUUUCUUUUGGCUGUUUGCUCUCGACUUUAGUUUACACUUUAUUUACAUUCAUUACAUGGAGAAAGACAUAGAUGCGGUGAAGCUGUUGGGUGAUUCAUAUGGACUUUAUGCGUUUGGUUAUUUUAUGGGUCAGUUUUUUCACGUAUUUUAUGUCAUCACUUACGGCCUUGGCAUUGCAUUUGCCUCCUUCGAUGGUCUUAAUCCACCUAAUCAACCAAAAUGUAUUGGUUACAUAAACUUCUACUCGGAUAUGUGGAAGUAUUUCGACCAAGGACUUUAUGAGUUCCUAUUUAAACACAUUUACGCUGAACUCUGCACAAAAAAUUCAACGUCUUUGAGGAAGGUCUUUUCGGCGUUGGGUACCUUUUUCUUUGUCUACAUUUGGCAUGGUUAUUAUUUGAAUAUUUUGAUUUGGAGUAUUUUGAAUGUGGCAUGUUUGAUAUUGGAGAAACUUUUAAAGUAUACCAUUGAUUCUAGUUGGUAUAAGGAAAACGUGAUAAAGAGGCUUAGUCUGCAAAACCAGCAGCGACUUUAUGCUAUUUUGGGAACACAGAUAUUUAUUCCGUCGGCGUUUUCUAAUUUUUAUUUCUUUAGUGGACUGGAAAUUGUCCUCUGAAUAUUUUAUUAGUAAAAGAAAAUCAAGAGCUACGGAAAUUUAAUGCUUUAAGCUAAAUGGGUCUAUGCCAAAUUCUUGUCAAUUUAUAUUUUUGAGAUUACGUAUUUAGUUGUAGUAUAAGCGUUUUGUACAAACUAUACAUUUAUAUUUUUGUAUUUUUCAAAUGGACUAAAAUAAAAAAUAUUCAAAAGCAA